AUGAACGGCGACCUGAGUCUGUCGCGCUCGCUGGGUGGUCUCCGCAUAGCCAACCCCGACAGCGACGACGACGACAACGACCAACAAGUUCCCAUCUCCAACCGGACGCUCCCAGCCCAGACGCAGUUGCAUACACCGCCGCCCACCACCUCGACCGCUCGCUCGCCCAACGACGUCGCUGCGAGCCCGAGCCGGCAACUGCACUCUGCCCACUCGACUCCCGAUGACCGACCCACCAUCUCGUCGCAGUCGUCGGGCAGCACCAUCACCAACCUUAAUCACUCGCGUGGCUUGUCACAACUCUCAUCCAUACACCAACCUGAUCAGGACUCGCACUCCCAAUAUGCCGCUUCGUUCCACUCCAACGCUCCGUCACAUUCGGACUAUGAUGCAGGCUCAGCUCCCUCCUUACCCUCAAAACUCCGCCCGCAUGUCAAACAUGCUUCUUCAUAUAGGUAUCGAGAUGACGCCCCCUCUCAGUCUGGACUGGCCAGGAGCGCUUCACGAGCCGCUGCCGCUGCCAUGGCUGGUCAUCCUCCUGUCCGCUCUGUAAGCCGGAGUUACCGUGGUCCCGACGGCCAAAAUGUUAUGCCACCCAGAAGAAGCUCCCAGCGUAUUACCUCUGGAUACGGCCAUGGCCCUGCUGGCUCUGUAUAUAGUGUCGAGGGUGGCCCGCUGCCCAGCAGCGAAGAGUGGAAAGAGCGCGGCGCCGCCGUCGCUACCAGACAAGAAGUCGAUCAAAACGGAAGGCCGGUAUCCAAGAUCGUUAAGAAGGGUGUCAAUGACUUCCACUUCGGCCGCACUCUGGGAGAGGGUUCGUACAGCACAGUCCUUGCAGCAACCGACCGUCAGAUUCACCGCGAAUAUGCCGUCAAGGUUCUUGACAAGCGCCACAUAAUCAAAGAGAAGAAGGUCAAAUAUGUCAAUAUCGAAAAGGACGCUCUCAACCGACUCACCGAACACCCUGGUAUUGUCCGUCUGUACUAUACAUUCCAAGACGAGCGAUCGCUGUAUUUCGUCCUCGAUCUCGCCAACGGUGGCGAGCUACUAGGCCACCUAAAGAAGAUGGGUACUUUCGAUGAAGAAUGCACUCGUUUCUACGGCGCUCAAAUGCUCGACUCCAUAGCGUACAUGCACUCGAAGGGUAUCAUUCAUCGAGACCUAAAGCCGGAGAAUGUUCUGCUCGAUGAACAAAUGCACACCAAGAUCACUGAUUUCGGAACCGCCAAGAUUCUCGAUAUCAGGUCCGCGGGCGGCACUGGUACCGACGGUCCCGGUUCUGGCGAUCCUAUGGAUGGCGCUGAACAGGAGAGGGCAGUUUCGUUCGUUGGUACUGCAGAGUACGUCAGUCCAGAACUUCUGACCGAUAAAAAUGCCUGUAAAGCAAGUGAUCUCUGGGCCUUUGGCUGCAUUCUCUACCAGCUACUCGCCGGUCGACCGCCAUUCAAAGCUAGUAACGAGUAUCAGACAUUCCAAAAGAUUGUCGCACUGGACUAUCGUUUCCCGGACAAUUUCCCUGCAGUGGCGAAAGACCUCAUUGAAAGACUGUUGGUCCUUGAUCCCUCCAAGCGUUUGCCUAUCGAACACAUCAAAGCGCACUCGUUCUUCGAAGGUAUCCAAUGGGGCAAAGGUUUGUGGAAGCAAAAAGCACCACGGCUCCGUAGCUACGUGCCUGGUCCUUCUCAAUCUCAGCCCAUCAGACUUAACGGUGGAGACCACAUGAGCUCAGCUCCAGCUCCUACCAUCCCAGGUAUCCCAACGGCGCCCAUGUCGCAUGCAACUUCACCUCCAACAGCUCCCUCCGGUCUACAGGUGCCUCGGCCACAACUACGAGCUAUAACUGAGCUGGCCCCUCCCAGUCAGCUGGAUAUCGACUGGUCGCCUGUGCUGACACGCAACAACGAGCGAAUCAUCAAGUUGGGUAAUCUCAACGUCAUUUCUUCUCCAGCUGCGCAUAGUCCCACGUCAAAAGGCGGCGAGGAAGCAUCAAAGAAGUUUUCGAGAUUCUUCGGCGGUGCAACAACCAAGAAACGUCAACGACUCGUUAUGAUAACUUCCAGUGCGCGAGUCAUAAUAGCCGCUGCUGGCGGCGAUGAGAAGAAGGCCAAACUUGAGCUCAAUCUGCUCGCCAACGGCACAACCUGCAAACCGGUCCAAGAUAGCAAGACCGGGCUGACCGCCUUCUGCAUCAACACACGCGACAAACAUUUCUCGUUUGAAGAUCCUCGAGCGACGACAUCAGAUCCGGAGGGCUCCAAGUACUCCACCCAAGAGUGGCUGGAGGCCAUUGACCGUGCCAAGGAUGUCGCACAGUCGCAAGCCAUGGCAAACUCGUACUCGGGUGAGUCGCAGUAUGGCGAUCUGGCAUCGACCAUGUCUAGCCCCACCAGUGCGAGUGGUGGUGAUGGUGGCGGUGAACAGCAGUCAAUACACUCUGUUCGGAACACCCUCCGCAAGGAUCCCGGAGACAACGAGAGCGUCAAAAGCAGAAAACCACGUUUCAGUAAACGGCACUCCAAGAGCGGACUGGCGGCUGUGUUCUAA
This is a messenger RNA of Aureobasidium namibiae CBS 147.97, 2544 nucleotides long. RefSeq names its product Pkinase-domain-containing protein. NCBI's taxonomy places the organism in Eukaryota, Fungi, Ascomycota, Dothideomycetes, Dothideales, Saccotheciaceae. Gene Ontology annotation, molecular function: protein serine/threonine kinase activity; ATP binding. The transcript has 4 exons. Gene Ontology annotation, biological process: intracellular signal transduction; peptidyl-serine phosphorylation. Bases 1 to 2544 code for a protein of 847 amino acids. The record is from RefSeq and is a predicted model, not a curated record.